Messenger RNA from Brassica oleracea var. oleracea, 656 nucleotides. RefSeq names its product chaperone protein DnaJ-like. Gene Ontology annotation, molecular function: heat shock protein binding. Gene Ontology annotation, biological process: protein refolding. Bases 42 to 656 code for a protein of 204 amino acids. The record is from RefSeq and is a predicted model, not a curated record. The transcript has 7 exons. NCBI's taxonomy places the organism in Eukaryota, Viridiplantae, Streptophyta, Magnoliopsida, Brassicales, Brassicaceae. Gene Ontology annotation, cellular component: cytoplasm.
CAACUAGGGUUUUCUAAGGAAAGGGAGUGUAUUGAGCUAAAAUGGGUGUAACACAAUUUAGAAGUAGUCAAUUUGCAGUGAGAGCAUAUCAUCCCAGCAGAAUCAAGCAAACUUCCAUGAGGAGCCAAAUCAAUUGUUUGGGAGCUUCAAGGUCGAGUAUGUUCUCACAUGGUUCCUUGUCCAUGGCCGGAACGUCUAGAAAUAUGCAGAGUCACAGAGCGAAUACGUUUGAUUUCUUAUUUGGUAGAGACAAUACAGAUUACUAUUCCCUUCUUGGAGUUUCAGAACAUUCUACCCCAUCUGAGCUUAAAAAAGCUUACCGGAGACUGGCUAAGACAUACCAUCCAGAUGUGAACAAGGAUCCUGAUGCAGCAGAUAAAUUCAUAGAAAUAAAUAAUGCAUAUGAGGUGUUGUUAGAUGAAAUGAAAGCUGUUGACGAUAUUUGUGAGGAUGAAGUCUUAAUACCCAUCAAGAGGACUUGUUACGAUUGGUAUUCUCUAAAGACUCUUAUGGCCAAAUGCACCACUUGCGGCGGGCAAGGUCAUGUGUACACAUCAGUGAAAACUCCUCUUGGUAUGAAGCAAGAAGCCCUGACUUGCUCCUCCUGUAAUGGCACUGGCCAUGUCUUUGAUCUUCGAACAUCUGACAUCUCUUGA